AUGCCCGUUUUGCGAGAUUAUCAGCUGUCAAACAGUUCCCCUCUAUUCACAGCCAAGAGAAAAACACUAUUUUUUUCGGGAAGUGUAACAAGUAGACUUGACAAUUUUUAUGCGAAACAUGAUAACAAUGCUUCGUCGGUGAAUAAAAUUAAAUUAAGUGUAACUUGUGGAGGUAUCUUCUUCGCUCGGGGCUUCAUCAAGACGGGGCUCGGGAACCGCGUCGCCUACCAAUUCGUUAAAGCAUUCGGGGGCUCCACGCUCGGCCUCGGUUACUCGCUCGUCUUUGCCGAGGCGUUCCUCGCGCCUGCAAUCCCCUCGGUCUCCGCGCGGGCUGGUGGCAUCUUCCUCCCGCUCGUGAAAUCCCUCUGCGAGGCGUGUGGAUCGCGCACUGACGACGGCACAGAGCGAAAGCUCGGCGCCUGGCUCAUGCUCACAUGCUUCCAGACGUCGGUCGUUUCGUCAGCGAUGUUCCUCACGGCGAUGGCGGCCAAUCCGCUUGCUGCCAACCUGACGCUCAGCACCAUCGGGCAGGGGAUCGGGUGGACGCUGUGGGCAAAGGCGGCCAUUGUGCCAGGGCUGCUGUCGCUGCUGAUUGUGCCGCUGGUCCUCUAUGUCAUCUACCCACCGGAGGUGAAGACCAGCCCUGAUGCACCACGCUUGGCCAAGGAGAGGCUGGCAAAGAUGGGACCCAUGAGCACGGAGGAGAAGAUCAUGGCCGGCACGCUUCUGCUCACGGUUGGACUUUGGAUCUUUGGAGGAAUGCUGAGUGUAGAUGCAGUGUCUGCAGCGAUUCUUGGCCUAUCUGUCCUCCUAAUUACAGGAGUUGUCACAUGGAAAGAGUGUUUGGCAGAGUCUGUAGCAUGGGAUACCCUUACUUGGUUUGCUGCGCUGAUUGCGAUGGCUGGCUACCUCAACAAAUAUGGGUUGAUUUCUUGGUUCAGCGAGACUGUUGUUAAGUUUGUUGGAGGUCUUGGUCUGUCCUGGCAACUCUCAUUCGGUGUCUUGGUGCUGAUGUACUUCUACUCCCACUACUUCUUUGCUAGUGGUGCUGCACACAUCGGUGCAAUGUUCACUGCGUUCCUGUCUGUGGCGAGUGCCUUGGGCACCCCUCCGCUUUUCGCUGCCAUGAAGGAGAAAAGCUUGCGGCGCGACAAUGGAGCACUUGGAGCUUUGGGUGAGCAAGAAGGCACCUCGACAAGUGGAGGUCAGCUGGAUGACGACACUAAUCGGGAGACUAUUGUUAAACUAGUUUCAAGACGGGCGACUGAAGACGAUGAAGCAGCUCGGAAGGACCGAGGUGCUGCGGUUUGA
Molecule: messenger RNA, 1311 nt
Organism: Triticum turgidum subsp. durum (durum wheat)
Lineage: Eukaryota; Viridiplantae; Streptophyta; Magnoliopsida; Poales; Poaceae
Source: the annotation of a GenBank genome assembly